Etheostoma spectabile (orangethroat darter) is the source of this 3120-nucleotide messenger RNA. It is a transcript of the gene mmp14b, whose product is annotated as matrix metallopeptidase 14b (membrane-inserted). Gene Ontology annotation, molecular function: metalloendopeptidase activity; zinc ion binding. The coding region runs from base 513 to 2345 and encodes 610 amino acids. The transcript has 10 exons. Gene Ontology annotation, cellular component: plasma membrane; extracellular matrix. Lineage: Eukaryota; Metazoa; Chordata; Actinopteri; Perciformes; Percidae. Gene Ontology annotation, biological process: zymogen activation; collagen catabolic process; skeletal system development. The record is from RefSeq and is a predicted model, not a curated record.
UCCAGCUAAAGCUCUCCGGGGAGUAUCAAACUACCACGUCUGCAGCGGUGAGAGAGGGGAAGAGGAGAGGGGAUCAAAAUAAGCCGACUGAAGGACAGAGAAGAGAGGACAGCAAGAUUAAGACUGCUUCAUUAAAACAAAGUCGGCUGCAACAACUGGAGCAAAGCGCAAGCAGAAUUUGGACAUAAAAUAGGCACAGCCUGCAGCUCCAGAGCCCCCCCGCCCCUUCAAACUUCCUGCUUACAGUUACGUCUGAUAAUUUGGUCAUAACUCACCAAAACACGAGAAGAAUGCACAGACUGGACAAAUACCUCUCGUGGUUAAGGUAACUCAAGUAAAUUCGAAGAGACGCAAACUGGGAGCUCUUUUUGUGCUUUGCGAGUCGAUCCCGUUUGCCCCGUUUUCGUUUAUGGGAUACGUUUUUUCACAAUGUUUUGACAAAUAGUGAAGAUUGCGCAAACUGUCACAGAAAGAUCGGUCCGAUUUUGUAUUGUAUUUUGGAGAGACUCGUGAUGGCACCAGAGCUCAAAUCGCUUGUCCGACUGCUGUUGCUGGCGGUGGUGUGGGAGCUGAGCGCACAGGGAGCGACGGUCAAUCCAGAGUCAUGGCUGCAGCAGUAUGGUUACCUGCCACCGGGGGAUAUGAGGACUCACGCGCUCCGCUCCCCUCACUCCGUCUCCUCCGCCGUCGCCGCUAUGCAGAGGUUCUACGGCCUCACCGUCACUGGCAACUUUGACACCAACACGAUUGAGGCCAUGAAGCGACCACGGUGUGGCGUACCAGAUAAGUUUGGUUCCGAAAUGAAGAGCAACCUGAGGAGGAAGCGAUACGCCACCCAGGGUUUGAAGUGGAACAAGAAUGAAAUCACUUUCUCUAUACAGAACUACACCCCUAAGGUGGGUGAGUAUGAGACCCACGAGGCCAUCAGGAAGGCCUUCAAGGUGUGGGAGAGCGUCAGCCCGCUUCGUUUCCGGGAAAUUCCCUACAGCUACAUACGGGACAAAGUGGAGGAGUUUGCUGACAUAAUGCUCUUCUUCGCGGAGGGUUUCCAUGGUGACAGCAGCCCGUUUGAUGGCGAGGGGGGCUUCCUGGCACAUGCCUAUUUCCCUGGUAAUGGCAUCGGUGGGGACACCCACUUUGAUGCAGCUGAGCCAUGGACUAUCGGAAAUAAGGAUCUUACAGGUAAUGAUAUUUUCCUGGUUGCGGUCCAUGAACUGGGCCAUGCUCUGGGUCUGGAGCACUCCACUGACCCUUCAGCCAUCAUGGCACCCUUCUACCAAUGGAUGGACACUGAGAACUUCGUACUCCCUGACGAUGAUCGCAGAGGCGUACAACAACUUUAUGGGUCUGGAUCAGGUCCCCAUGUAACACCCCGCAUUCCGAACCACAACCCUGAGCCCACAUAUUCACCAGAAAAGCCUCGCUUUGGCCCCAACAUCUGUGACGGACACUUCGACACCAUCGCCAUCCUCAGAGGAGAGAUGUUUGUGUUCAAGGAAAAAUGGUUCUGGAGGGUACGCAACAACCAUGUUUUAGAUGGAUAUCCCAUGCCGAUUGGUCACUUUUGGAGGGGCUUGCCCACUCAUAUCUCUUCCGCUUUUGAAAGGGAAGAUGGGAAAUUUGUUUUCUUUAAAGGUGACAGGUAUUGGGUGUUCACUGAAUCAAUUCUGGAUCAUGAUUUCCCUAAGAGUCUAAAGGAAAUGGGCACUGGGCUUCCCAAAGAUCGACUGGACGCUGCUCUCUUCUACACUCCCACUGGACAGACAUUCUACUUCAGAGCAAACAAAUAUUACCGUUUCAAUGAAGAUACACAAAGCGUUGAUGAUGGCUAUCCCAAAUCUAUUAGUACAUGGCAAGGGGUGCCUGACAACAUCAAGGCAGCCUUCAUGAGCAAAGACCAAGCGCACACCUACUUCUACAAAGCCAACAAGUACUGGAAGUUCAACAACCAGAUGAUGCGUGUGGAGCCGGGUUACCCCAAAUCAGCUCUUCGUGACUGGAUGGGCUGCCCUAACGAAGACCCCAAGACGGACGGAGGGAGAGGUGGACACGACAAGGACAAGGAGAGGGAGAAGGACAAGGAGCGGGAGGAUAAGGACAGAACUAGAGAUAGAGAGAGGGAAAGAGAGAGGGAGAAGGAGCCAGAGAAGGAUACGGAGGUGAUCAUUAUUGAAGUGGAAGAGGAGGAAGGUGUAGGUGGUGGCACUGGAGCAGCGGUGGUGGUGUUGCCACUGUUCCUGUUAGCGUGUGUGAUUGUGACGCUGGCCGCCUUGGUGUUUUUCCGUCAGUACGGUACCCCGCGCCGACUCCUUUACUGCAAACGAUCUCUACUGGACAAGGUGUAGACGGAGGAAGAAGGGAGGGAGGGAGGAGGGAAAGACAGGGAGAUAAAGAGAAAAAAGUGGAAGGAAAUGUUGAACAGAAAUAAUGAGAGCAGAAGCGAUACAACUGGUGAAAUAGCAGAAGGAAAAGCACCAGAUUUGCAUUUUUAAAUAUUCGUACCACUGCCAGAUUCCUUUUGCUCUAUCUCUCAACCACUCCAUUCUUCCACUUUUUUUUUCUCUCCCUUCUUACUCUGCCUCCCUCCUCGUGGUAACUGACGCCAGCUCAUUGCUGUUUGUUUUAGCCUUUUUCAAAGUCUUAUUUUUAUUUUUUGUCAGUGGUCAGUGUUUGUGUCCUUGUGAAUUUCCACUUUAAACCUGCAUAUCCAUGACGCCCAUUCUAGCAUGUCCCUUUGAGUAAUUAGAGAGCGGGUUUGAUCGUUCGUCCCCCUUGUUAACUUGCACACACUCGCAUAAGCACACACAUUUGAAAAACCACAGUGGCAUAUUCAUUAUGUUUCUUCCAGUAAAGUAACAUGUCCGAGCCAGUGUGGAGCAUGAAAGGGAAACCAAACAUUAUCUGAAGUCCUUAUAAAGCAUGAGCUACACUCAUAUCGGAGUAAAGCAGUAAAUAUGACUGUGUAUUUUCCUUUUUUAUAUCAAUGUCUUUAGUGCAGAGUAUUAUUAUAAAUGAUGUUUUCAUUAUUAUUAUGACUAAUACUAUUAUUGUUGUUGUCCUACGUGUAAAGAAUGUUUUUGUACAUUGUCAUUAAAAAGUCCUGCUGGACAGUGACAUACA